Molecule: messenger RNA, 417 nt
Organism: Gryllus bimaculatus (two-spotted cricket)
Lineage: Eukaryota; Metazoa; Arthropoda; Insecta; Orthoptera; Gryllidae
Source: the annotation of a GenBank genome assembly
UAUUCAACCAAGAGGACUGGAAGUUUUAGUCCGCAGAAGCGUCAUCAGCAGAAGCGGUGGAAGCAUUGCACAAAAUGGAUUGACCAAGCAAGACACAAAAUGUCGACGCUCCCUCCAAAAUCCGGUAAGGGCGCGCUGCCUGGGCAGCCCUACGCCGCUUGGGCGCGCGCAGUGAAGGCAACGGACGUCAAGUUCAGCAGCGCCAGCUCGGUUCGUAAGCUGCCGAAGUCAAAAGUCACCACUCGCAAGGUGGCCACAAUAUGGGUGAUGGGCUUGGAAGAGCAGAACAAAAGCGAGGAGAGCAUCCGCGAUAGGAAAGCCAAGUUUCGACGCAAAUAUGUGGAGGAGCUGUUGCGAGUCACCACUGUACAAGGUUUCCUGAACUUCUCUUUUCGAGAUCGCCAUUACUCAGAACAG